AUGCAGUUUUCCGCCUACGUUUAUGUGGCGGAUGAGGAGGAGGGCGUUGCCAAGCUCGACGUGGUGCGCUUAGGAGACCAGUCGAAGCCCUCGCAAGUGCGGUGGUCCACGAAGGACGCUUCCGGCAAGGCCUGGGAGACCUACGAGCCCGCGAGCGGCACCUUGAGCUUCGAAGCCGGGGAGGGCCAGCGCGCCCUGGUGAUCAAGCUCAUCCCCACGGACCGCUGGAGCCCCGUGCUGGACUUCGCCGUGGAGCUGCUGGAGGAAGGUUUGGAGAACGCGAAGCUUGGGCAAUACGGAGUGAAGACAAGGAUCAAGGUCAUCGACAAGGACGCCUUCCCAUGCCCAGAGAUGCAGGUCAUUACGCAGAUGGGCGGUGACUCCCAGGAAUCUCCGCAGCAGGCCCGCGAGACACGCGUCACUCUUCGGAUAGAGUGCUUGGCAAUGGGCAAGCGGUCCCGCGCCGACCGGCUGGAAGUGGCGGCGGCAAAGGCUUCAGCAGGCGGCGGUGCGCAAGUGCACCCGUCAGACGUCGAGAGGCAUGUGCCCACAGGCCGAAGCUGGCUGUGGAGUUGUUUCCACUUGAGGCAGCCCCCAUCAAAGAAUGUCACGCAGAAUGUGUACUAUUGCAGCGUGUGCAACCCGGGGAAGGAAGGCCAGGCGGACGUUGCCAGCGGCAUUUUCCGCUUGAGCUCCGUGGCGCUGAACCCUCAAAUCACGGAGCUCAAGCGGCAUCAAAUUCACCUAAAAUCUGCUCACGGCAUCGAGGCGGAGAGCCCGUUGGAGAGCAAAAAGCAGCCGACCAUCGACGUGCAUUGCCGGCAUCACAAGGCCAAGAACGAGAAGCUUCUUGACGGCUUUGCCGAACAUGUCUUGAUUCAGGACAUGCUUCCAAUCAGUGCUUGCGAAAGCCCCGGGCUGGUGCAGUUUAUGUCCACACUCGAUCCGAAGUUCAAGAUCUGCAGCCGCAAGAAGAUGAGGUUCAAGGUUCUGCCGAGGGUCCUCCACGGGCUGGAAGAGGAAACUUGGGCGCUUCUCAAAGAAGCCCGCGCAGACUACAGCACAGUCAUUCACUAUGCUGGGGAUUUAUGCACUGCGCCUGGAACAGGCGACGCGUUUAUGUGUCACAUUUUUCAGUUCGUCACGCCCGCGUUUGAACUUGUGACGCUGUGCGGCGGCCUUGUCGUUUUGGACGAGUCCAAGACUGCAGACCAUCAAAGGCAAGAGAUUGCGCGAUGCUUUGAGAUGUGGGAUGUGCCGCUGAGCCAGCAAGGGUGCAUCACAACGGAUCACGAAGUGCUGCAGCUCUCACAUGAGUACCAAGACUAUGAGAAAGAGCUUACACCAAAGAGCAGAGACAUGCUCACUGGCGCUGCAAUGUGCGACCCGCAGCUUAAGUCUUUGCAUUGGUUGCCCGGCGCGGACAUGGACGGCAAGAGGAAACGCAACCAAGCCUUUCUGGAGCAGUGCUACAAGAUUCAUGGGCAGCUGCACGACGAGCCUCCAGACAACACAAGGGUGGUGUCAGAGAUCCCUUACCCCAACGCUCGGCAACGGCGGGCCAUUGAAGAGCGCACGAGCUUCUUCAAUCGUUUCCAGCCCCCAGACACAAGCCAGGCAGCUUCUUCAAACGAGGCAGCAGCGGUCAGGCCAAUUCCUGACAGGAGCGACCAGGCUGUUGAGAAAGCUUGGCAAAAGUUCAAGCUUGACCUCAAAACGCAGGUGUACGCGUACUUGGUCGCCCCACAGCCUGGCUACCAUGAUGCCUUGAAGUUUUGGAAGGAGAUUGGCGUUGUGCAGUACCCUCUCAUGGCUCCGGUGGCACGCUACAUGCUUGGCGUGCGCGCGAGUCAGGCCACAGCAGAGCGGGUGUUCUCCAGCAGUGGGCGCCGGCACCGACGACUGGCAUUUACCGCCCAUUCUCGAGCAAAGACGGAAGCGUGCAUGGCCCCACUGGCCUGGUCAGUGUCUGAGACGGUGACUGUAGUGACACCUAAGAAGGGUGAGAGGGUGAGAUUGUAA
Effrenium voratum is the source of this 2022-nucleotide messenger RNA. The record is from the annotation of a GenBank genome assembly. Lineage: Eukaryota; Dinophyceae; Suessiales; Symbiodiniaceae.